UUCAAACGAUUUUAUCAGUUAAAACAUAAAGUUGUGCUGCAGACAUCCCUGUAAUGAUGCUUAACGUUUGUUUUUUUACAUAACUGCUGCUCUGCUGUUGCCUAGUUACAAACGUUAAACCAGAGCUAACUGACAUGUAGCUAACUUAAGCUAACGGUACAUUAACGGUAACAUUAACGUGCAUAUAUCCGCCUGAACAUCCAUGUUUUUCUACACGCUUAUCAUCAUGGCGUAUCACAGCAGCAGAUGGAUAUCAAGGCAUCAGAGGUUAAAAUUUCAAAUAGUGAACGCAGUGUUCGCAACCCUUGUUCUGGUCCCCCAGUUCUACGUCAUGGGAAGGCCAAAAUCCUCAAGAUACUGCAGGCAGCCUCUUCUGAACAACCUGUCAGCCUCCAUAGCCUUGUCCUUCAUAGCUUCAGGUUUUGCAGUGAUAUUCACAUUGAUAGACCCAGUUCCUCAGGGCUUGUGGGCGUCCUGUCAUGUGUUUGGACUGAUGUCAUUUGGACAUGGAGUGUGUACUGCCAUCCUGACUCUGACAGCGGCAGCAUGUGCCAAAACCACACCCGAGCUGUACUACAUGUCCCUUAUUCUAACAGUUGCUUCCAUUUUCAGUACAGGUUUUUUCAUGGUCAGAGGAGGACUCUGGUUGACUAACAGGCUGCCUGUGACCGAGCAGAAACAAUGAGCGAUAAAACAGUCCAGCUGUCCCACGUUGACAUCCGAUACCCCACAUAUUAAGAUUUCAUGUGGUUUCCAUGCCACCAGUGGCUGGUAACUUUAAACCAUGGGAACAAAAAAAAGGGAAAGUAACUCAAUCCUUCUCACGUUUUAAUGCUCUCUUCAGCAAAGCAGAUGUUUUUUUUUUAUUUUGUUGAUGGAUUGUUUACAUUUGUUUCAUUUGACAAUUGGUCAGAAAUAUGUACUUCACAUCAAAUCAGUGUGUAAUUAUACAAAUAAAAAUGCAGCUGUGAAAUCUGUAUGCAGUACUGAAAGUAGUGUUCAGCUCACAUUGUAAAAGUAAAGCUACAUUGAGGAGAUUACAGUAGGAAAAUUAAAAGGAAAUGUUUUACAAUUGAAGCUAGAAUGUAGCAUUAAAAAGUACAGAUGACGUAUUGAAAAAUAGGUUUCAUUUCCACAAAGCAGAUCACUGUUUCAUACAGCCAGAAUUCAUUUUGCACUUCAGAUAUUUAUUCACCAGAAAUCCAUAUGUAAAAAUUUAAUUUGUCAAGCUUUAAAACAACUGGAAUAUUAUUAACUUGUGGAAACACUUUAAAAUGCAAUCAUGUGUAGAAGAUAAUAAUAAUAAUAAAGUCCAGAUGAAACGUU
This is a messenger RNA of Thunnus maccoyii (southern bluefin tuna), 1326 nucleotides long. RefSeq lists its product as uncharacterized. The record is from RefSeq and is a predicted model, not a curated record. The transcript is spliced from 7 exons. Bases 203 to 685 code for a protein of 160 amino acids. Lineage: Eukaryota; Metazoa; Chordata; Actinopteri; Scombriformes; Scombridae.